Molecule: messenger RNA, 6906 nt
Organism: Tribolium castaneum (red flour beetle)
Lineage: Eukaryota; Metazoa; Arthropoda; Insecta; Coleoptera; Tenebrionidae
Product: 1-phosphatidylinositol 4,5-bisphosphate phosphodiesterase epsilon-1
Exons: 19
Coding region: 450-6107 (1885 amino acids)
Biological process (GO): small GTPase-mediated signal transduction; phosphatidylinositol-mediated signaling; lipid metabolic process
Molecular function (GO): guanyl-nucleotide exchange factor activity; phosphatidylinositol-4,5-bisphosphate phospholipase C activity
Source: RefSeq, a predicted model, not a curated record
CACUUGUCAGUCAGUGUCAGUACACGCGUUCAUCUGGUACCGUUAGUGUGGUACUACUGUCCAGAGCCGCUCUAUAUAAAACCGCUCUAUAGACUCUAUCUGCUUGCUUGAUUUCGCGCAUCAUGUGCGUGCAACCGGACGUCUUGCGCACCGGUUUGCUCUAAACAAAGGAUACUCAAGAGACUCCGUAAGUUAUCCAUCACCUUGUGCUCUAAAAUCUUCUUCAAUGAAUGUGCUUGUUUACCUUUUUGUUCGUUACCUGUGAAGUGUCAGUGUUAGAAAAUUCGCACCGGGAGGCAACGCAUUAUCUGGUGCACUACAACUAGCUUAAUUGGAUCUGGGCUGUGUUGUGGGCGUCCGAUUCACGUGGUGACCGUCGAGCGCUGCUUGUGGGCCGGGGGUGAGGCACCCAUGUCCUCGGCUGGCGAAUCGCCCCUUGCAGUGGGGCCAUGCGUGAGCUAGACGGCCCCACGCUCCGACACCUGACCAAGGACCAACAGCCCCACAUUCAUGUACACCCCCUGCUCGACGUUAACGAGCUGGAGAAGAGGAUUCCUCUCGCAGCGCAGACAAGUUACUGCGCAGAGCUGGAGGAGUUGCAGGAGCUGCUCCACUUCCCUGAAGAGGUUGCUCUGCGCCUGGCCGACACUGAGUAUCAACUGUUCUAUCAGGUUCCACCGAUCGAUUACCUACGGCAGGUGACCUUGGACCUUGGGGGAGCUACGGGCACGUCGUCCGAGAGCCUCCCUGGAAACUCCUCAGCGAGGUCUUCUGUAGCCACUCUCAUCAAACGUUUCAACGAGGUGAGCGCGUGGGUGACGCAGUUGAUAAUCUCCCAGCCCACGCACGAUGCUCGUCGAGCCGUUCUCUCGUGCGUCCUCAGAGUGGCGUUAUCCUGCUGGAACAUCGGCAACUUCAAUGGAGCCAUGGAGAUUAUUGCCGGCCUCAAGUCCAAUAAACUCAAGCCGUUCUGGCUGUCCAUUACGGAGAAAGAGACGUUGCCGGUGCUGGACUUCCUGUCGGCGGCGCUCCUCUCCGCCGAAUAUGAUCGUGCCUUAAGCAGGGCCUUGGCCAUGGCCGAAUGCCCGGUGGUGCCGUUCUUCGGGGCCUUCCUCAGAGAGCUGAGGGAGAUCCUGGCGUCGGGGCCGCCAGGACACGACCCUGCUGCGGGCUCGGAAGCCAUGCCGCCGCCGAAGCCGCCAAAGGCCGACGCGCGGAGAGAUCGGGACCAACAGCUCCAGCAAAGACAAGUGUUCAUAUCAGAUUACAAUGGAGAAGACCAUCAUUUCACCAGAAUCGGUCCGGGCGGACUCAUCAACUUGGAGAAAAUAUAUCGGACACAAGCCGUUAUGGACCACAUUUCCCUCUGUCAUCAGCAUUAUCAUACCCGCAAUCGUCUUUCACCUACCGUUAGUCUCAUCGAAUAUCUUAAGUCGACGACUGUAAAUGAACAGCGCGUUUUAGCAGCUGCUCCCCCACAAAGAACUGAAUUAGACGCUGAAUAUGACUGUGAUGUAGAUGACUAUCAUCCUGUACAACCGCUUGUUCACGAUCACGGUGUUAGCUUCGUUUGUCUAUCGUCUCCACUUACGAAAAUUGACCAACAUGUCAUGCAGAUACUUCACCACGGAAGUACGGCAGUUUUGUGGGAGGGUGUCGAAGGCCCGUCUCCCCCUGGCGUUCGAGGCGCGCUAUUCUACUUGAGGCUGGACCGGUCCUCCACGACUUUGACGUGGGUUAGGCCCAGUUGGAGUGGACUGAAGGCCGGCAACACGAACGAUUCCGAUCCUUUUUCAACCGAUUUUAAUUUGUCCUUCAAUCCUGAAGAGACGCUAGCUCCGGGCCUACUCACUAAACUGGCGCUACAAGCUUCCGGGGAACAAUCCACCGGAACGACGCUGGAUGACGGAUUUUUGGACUUAAUGGCAGUAAAAGAGGUACAUUUGGGGGGAAGAGACGCCGAGAAGGACUCAGAGCUUGCGACAGUGGCUCGCAGGUACGGCCUCACUCACGAACCAGGAAACGAAUGCGCGCUUACAAUCCUCUACGGGUAUAGUUUGAGCGACAAUAGACUACUUUACAUCGUAUGUCCAUCAGCUAUAUGCAGGGUGUGGUUCAAUGGUUUAUGUUGGCUGAUUCGCGGCUUAUCGAGGCAGCAAACCCUGUCUGAUCGCCGUCUUCUUUGGUUACGCGAACAAUACAUGCAACUCUAUCACGAAGACGGAUACUGUUGUGGUCCCUUGGCGGCAGACGCAAUUCGGUCUUUUGGGGGUAGAGAUUGGUCUCUCGCCGGUGUGACGGGUACGAAUCAAGCCGGGGAACCAUCGGGGGCUCUAAGACGCGAAGUUUCGAUGAAAAUCAAAAAGAAACAGCUUCUCAGCAAUCAAACGUUCAAAGAUCGCAGUCUGAGGAGUCAGUUCGUCGAACCGGUGACUAUGUGCAUGGAAAGCAGCUACUGGAGGAACCCCACUCAUCACAGGCAGUCGACGCCGACGACGUUUCCGGACCACCAGCCUGAUGUCUCCAGACACCACAGUCUGGGGCAACUGGCUUACAACUCCUCUCAACCGAAAUUCGACAGGGACCGCCACGGCUCGACGGAGCACUUGUGGCACGGAAGGCAUCCUCGAGUCGGCUCAAUCCUCUACGAUACUCAAUUAGACUUUGUAGAUUUCGUGACUCUUUUUCGUUCGUUUAGUUUAUUAAUUCGGAAAGAUUUAAGAGAUCUGUUCGAACAAUUAGCAAUAUCUUAUCGAAGCAUGGCUGUGAAUACUUCAACAAAAGUAAACGGUGUGAAAACCAAAGUGGAAGCGAAGAAACCGCAAAAGUUGGGCUUGCUAACGCGCAACAGUCGGGCCGAACUCGAAGGCUCCGUUGUCAAUUCGCAGAAGAAGAUUUUUGACGCGAUCGCAGCAGCGAGCAUCUUCACCAAUUGCGCCGGAAUUGAUACCAACAACUCGCAAGUGAUCACGAUGUCGACUUUUACGAAAUUUCUCGAAACCAGACAAAUGGAAGUUUGGACAGAGGAACAAGUGAAAGCACUCAUACACAGGCACGAAUCGGACGCGACUUUGCGAGCUCAGAACUGCUUGUCCUUUGAGGGUUUCGCAAGAUACCUAAUGGAUAAGGACAAUUACGCCUUUGUCAAUGAACGCGAAGUUCCUAAUGAAAGUGAUAUGGGUAGGCCAAUGUCGACGUAUUACGUGGCGUCGUCGCACAACACCUACCUCACGGGACACCAGCUCAAGGGCGAAUCGUCCGUCGAGCUGUACAGUCAAGUCUUAUUGACAGGCUGCAGAUGCGUCGAAUUGGACUGCUGGGACGGCGACGACGGCUUUCCGAUGAUCUACCACGGACACACUUUCACCACCAAAAUUCCGUUCAAUGCUGUUGUAGAGACGAUCGACAAAAAUGCCUUUGUUACUUCUCCUUAUCCUGUGAUCCUAUCAAUAGAAAACCACUGUUCUCUACAGCAACAGACCAGAAUGGCCCUCGUGUUUCAGAGAGUUUUCGGGGAGAAGUUAGUUACAAAUUUCUUAUUUGAAGCUGACUAUAGUGAUGAACCGUCGUUGCCUUCACCAGAACAAUUAAAAAAUAGAAUUCUUAUAAAAAAUAAAAAGUUAAUAAUGGAAGUGCCUGCGCCGUUAAGUUUUUCCGCAAUGUCCACGCCUGGCAGACCUGGUUCCGGGAUCCGGCAUUCAGUCCCUGGCCGAACCAGCUCGAUAAUAAGCAACACCAGCAGUAGUUCCUUCAAUGACGACUUCAGUGAUGACGACUACGACGAUGAAGAUGACGAAGACAAUAUCGAUGAAAAAGCAAUUCAUGGAAUUCUCAGCGCCAACGAAUCCCCGCGCCCUUACGGCGUCCCCCACACUGUCUCGAAGACAAGUUCGCAAAAACGCGCCGCCCCCGACGACAAACUCAAAAAGCGCAGCAGCCAAAUCUCUAAAGAACUCUCCGACAUGGUGGUGUACGUCCAAGCGAUCAAAUUCCGCGGCCUCAACACGAUAAGUCCCAGCAGUUCGGUGAAGCAGCGUCAAAGAACGGUAAUGUCGAGUUCCGGCAGUUCGAUCGUGACGACCGGCAGCAGCUCAGCGUCGAAUAUAAGCUCGGGUGGCGGCGGCGGGGUUUCGAACGAAUCAGACGCUACGAUUUUUGAAUCUGAGAUGAAGCAAGUGCGUCCCAAUGUGCAUCUGCCGUGUUAUCAAUGCUCGUCGAUCAAUGAGAACACGGCGAAGAGGCUCUGCAGGAAGCAGCCGCUGGGGGUGGUCGCCCACACGCAAACCCAGCUCAUGAGGACGUAUCCGGCGGGGAUGCGGAUCGACUCGUCGAAUUUCAAUCCGGUUAUUUUCUGGUCGUUUGGCUUGCAAAUGGCAGCGCUGAAUUACCAGACCGACGACACUUCCAUGCAUCUCAACACCACCAUGUUCGAAAUCAACGGCAAGUGCGGCUACGUGAGCAAGCCCAGCGUGAUGUGGGACCGCUCACACGUCAUGUAUCGCAGAUUCAACCCGUGGGACAAGGAGUUCGAUGGGCUGCACUCCUCCCAGGUUGUCAUCAAUAUUGUUUCGGGACAGUACGUUAGUCAGAGCAAUGUCAAUCUCAGCACGUACGUUGAGGUUGAAAUCAUCGGGAUUCCGGUGGAUUGCAACAAACAGAAGACCAAAGUCGUGCAAAAGAACGCCCUCAACCCGAUUUGGAACGACACGUUCCACUUCAAAGUGCAUUUCCAGGACUUGGCCUUCCUGAGAUUCACUGUAAUUGACUCGACGAGUAACCACCUACUGGCCCAAAGAAUCCUACCGAUGAAGUGUCUCAGACCCGGCUAUCGACACCUACGCCUCAGGUCGCCCCAAAACAAGUACUUGCACAUGUCAACGCUGUUCAUCUACUCACGAGUCGAGGAAGAAAGUCUGGAAAACACUGAACACCGGGACGGUUUGGAGCGAACACAGCCCGAGACUGAAGUGCAAGUUGACCCAAACACCGAUCACACUUACUUGGGGAUUUCCGGGACGCCGUUGUGUGUCAAAAGACGCAUGUUCUUCCUAAUGGUGUACGGCGUGGUGUCGGAAGAACCCUACACAAUUCUGAAAAUCACCCAAGAGUCGACCACUCAAGACGUCCUCCUGCUGUGUUUGCAGAAGGCCAACAUACCCGCCAGCAAAAUCAACGACUACAUCCUGGUCGAGGAAGUGGCGCGUGGUUGGGAGAAAAAGGACCAUAACUUACCAGCAACCCAGCGCAUUCUGGACUUGCACGAGCGGCCGCUCCAAGCCCAGUCCCAGUGGAAGGGCGAGGGCCGCUUCAUCCUCAAACGCAUGGGCGACGACCCCAGCAGUCGCGCCUGGUUAUCGUCAAUCCGAAGCGUGGCAAAUCGGGAACGCGAGGCCAGGAAAUCGGACGGCGCCCCGUGUAACGCCUGGGAGGAGAACGACACUUUCCUCGUGUGUAUUUACAACGUAUCGCCGGAAAUCCCGUACGCAAUUCUAAAAGUCCCGCUCAAUGCUUGCGCCCAGGAUGUGCUGGCACAGGCCCUAGUCAAGGCCCGGCGUUUGGAGGACCCCAUGAACUUCGUCAUCGUCGAGGAGUUGGAAUGGGGCGGGACAAGCCACAGCACAAGUCGGGCGCUUGCAGACGACGAGAACGUCUACAGUGCGCAGUCCCACUGGCAGACAAUUGGCCGGUUUAUAAUGCAAGAGCGGGCAAGUGCUACCCCGACUUCGCUCCGGAAGAACCGGAUCACGUCGAGUCUCCGGUUGGCCACUCUGGACCGGAUUAGUCGAGGUUUGAACGUGGCGAGAAGUGUGGCCACGAACAGUAUUAAAGUGCCGGUGCAAGUGGCGCUGAGUGACCCCACCACGUCCAAGUGGAAGAGCAAGACCGGGGAGGACUCCCGCAGCAAGGGAAUCCCGCGAGGGAAGGUCAACUCGGAGAAAGAUACGGCGGUUACGACCAGCACGGCGCAGAAACAGCAAUGUCAAAGGGAGGUGCAUUCAGAGGGUGAAACUUUGAGUGAUGAGGAGAGCAAAGAGUCGGAUUUAAUGGCGACAGUGUCGCGACUUAAGAAAGUUUCUUUAAGAAAGUUCAAAGAGUGGAAAUCAUGACUUCUGGAAUAAACUUUUAGUGCAUUUUAUUAAUACUUUGACAGAUGUUUGUAUUCUUAAUAACAGCUUUAAAUUAGACUAGAUGUAGCUACAUAGAUAGUGUUGAAAGUUUGUAUUCUACAAAAACUAUUUUGCUACUACUUCGUUUGUGUUUCGUGAUAUUUUGGCACUUUUUAUUCUAAAUGAAACUGUUGUGGUUUGAGCUGCAGCCAUGCAAUGGCUUUAGUUGUAUCUCUAUUGUAAAGUCAUCAAUAAAAACAAGUCUCUUAAGAGAAGUUAUAAAAUAGGUAACAUUAGUUGACGAUUUCAAGAGUUUAAAUUUAUUAUGCAUUAUGUAAAGUAUUGUUUUGUUGUUACUUCUCGAUGAUAUUACGACCCCAUCAGUCUUGUUAUCUAAGCAUAUCUCAAAGGUGUUAUACUUUGCCUUGAUGAUGAUUUUUGUGAUGUUAUUAUAUGUUAUAUAAUUUAUUAAAGUUUAUUCAUUUUAUUGUUAUUAACAAAUAUUAGUAAAUUAAUAAUAGCUAAUUAUAUUUAAAAAGAGAAUAUAAUACCUACCUAACUAAUGGAAAAUGUACUUAUAAAAUUGUCUCUAUCAUGUUUCUCAUAUCUCUGAUAUAUUUAUUGACUUUUUCAAUGACUAAUUUUAUUUGUUAACAUAUCCCAAAGAUCAACUUGCAGUAUUGAUAAAUUUAUAAUAAUCGUUCUUGUACCAUAUUUGCAUUGAUGUAAUUUAUAAAAUAUAUCAUAUAUUAUACAUAUACGAAAAUAUAUACUGUUACUUUGUAGUACAAACUUGAAA